Penicillium manginii is the source of this 1980-nucleotide messenger RNA. Its product is annotated as putative G1/S-specific cyclin Pcl5. The record is from RefSeq and is a predicted model, not a curated record. Bases 1 to 1980 code for a protein of 659 amino acids. Gene Ontology annotation, cellular component: nucleus; cyclin-dependent protein kinase holoenzyme complex. Gene Ontology annotation, biological process: regulation of cyclin-dependent protein serine/threonine kinase activity. Lineage: Eukaryota; Fungi; Ascomycota; Eurotiomycetes; Eurotiales; Aspergillaceae. Gene Ontology annotation, molecular function: cyclin-dependent protein serine/threonine kinase regulator activity; protein kinase binding. The transcript has 3 exons.
AUGAAUCCCUCCGCGUCUUCGGAGAUGUCGGGGAUGGACGUCUUGGGUCUUCACAUCUCAAACCCAAGUUCGAAAGCGUCCCACGCUCACCCCUAUGCCUCCUCCAUCGCCUCGUCCGCUUCCUCUUCGUCUUCCUCCGUCUUCUCCCUCGAUGCCUCUCAGAGUUCCAUCUCUUCCACCGCCACUAACCCGGUCGAUGUGAUUUGGGAGAAUGAUGUGGAUAACCAACAGGCGACGAGACCUUCGGUCGCAUGCCCCCGGGCCUUCGUCAAGGGAGUUCAUCCCAAGAUUGACGGUCCGGUCCCGCCGGAGUUGCGUACGCAUCCCCGGCGCACUAACGUCGCGGCCAACGGCCCCGGCGCGCGUCCCCCACCUUGUCUGCUUCGUCAGUCGGAGCGCAAGGUGAGCUUCGUCGAUAACCUCGUCGAUACGGCGUCGCAAAUCGUCGAAAACAUCUGGCCCCUCUCCGCCGCGGCAUCCCGCAGUGAUGCCGCGACCGGCUCGAAAGGCGUCCUGCCUCUCCGGACUUUCAUCCAAGAGACUCUUCGUCGGUCGCGCACUAGCUAUAGUACUCUGCAGGUGGCCCUUUACUACUUGAUCAAGAUCAAGCCGCAUGUGCCCUGCAACGACUUCACCAGGGAACAAUCUCGGGAUCAGUCGGCUACCCGGGCCAUGCAGUGCGGUCGCCGGAUGUUUCUGGCGGCUUUGAUUCUCGCUUCUAAGUAUCUACAGGACCGCAACUACUCCGCCCGUGCUUGGAGUAAGAUCUCGGGCUUGAACACCCUGGAAAUCAACCAAAAUGAGUUGAUGUUUCUGCAAGCAGUUGGGUGGCGUCUACACAUCUCGGAGGCGACUUUCCAGCGAUGGACCGACUUGGUUCUCAAGCUGACCCCCGGUGCCGGUGGUCCUCCCGCCAGUGAGGGCCAGUGCUGGCGGACGGUCCUCCCCGGGCUGACUCCGGAGUUGGAUCUUGUUGACUCGGAACCGAUGACCCCGGUCUCGGCGAUGGGUGGGAUGGACUUGGGUCUGGCCGAAUCUCCCUCUCCGCGUUGCGCAGCGAGCAACGAGUCGAUCCGAUCGACUUCGCGCGAGCAGACUCCUACCUGCCAGCGUAGCUUGGCUCGGAACUUGGAGCCGACUUCUCGGAUGGACUUUGUCAACCUCCCGAUGCCGUCUCUCCCGCGCCCUCAGAUGCUGCCCACCCCCCCAGAUGACCCCCCAAACCCAUGUUGCUUGCGCUCCUGCUGCGAACGCGGCAACAUGUGGUCCCCGUCGCCCCUCCAUCGGUACGGCGAUGUCCCAGGCGCAGAACAUGGGCAUGGCGCGAUCCACUUUGGAUCAGCGCCCGCCUUUUUCGUUCUACCCUCGGGCUCAGUCAUUCGAUGGAUACCCCGCAACGGUCCGCCGGUCCUCUCUGGCUCGGUCAACAUCUUCAGCGUCGUCGCCCGAUUCCAUGGUUUCCGACGUGUCGACCUUGUCGUCGCGCUCUUCCCGCUCCUCAUCGGUCUCUUCUACUGCUUCCGGCACGGCAACUCUCUCAAGGAAAGUCGCAAGACUUUGGCUAUCGCUUCGCCGAUCGACGAAAGCGCCUUGGCCGAUCUCUACAGUUCGCCCGACUACCCGGGCGCGAUGGGCUCCGCACCGGAUCUGUCGCAGUUCUCUUUGGAUUCCAGCCUCAGCGAAGCAGCACAGAGUCUGUGCGAGCUCUCCGGUGCAACCACCGAGCGCCGACAAUGUCGCAAGCGCGGGCGCACCGGUUCUGACGAUAUGCUUCUUCAGAACCACGUUCGCCAUCUGAUUAAUGUAGGCGCCUCUGGUGUUCCAUCAUCCAUCCUACCCGAUGGGCACUUGGCAACCUCUUUUCUGAUGGCCCAUGGCCCUUCAGUCUCAGGUCCUGCCGGUAUGAAACGGGCCUGCUGCGGCAGUGAGGCGCGCAAGAUCGCCCUGAACCCGAGCAUUCGUGCGGACUACUUGAACUGA